Molecule: messenger RNA, 7721 nt
Organism: Culex pipiens pallens (northern house mosquito)
Lineage: Eukaryota; Metazoa; Arthropoda; Insecta; Diptera; Culicidae
Gene: Rab3-GEF
Product: MAP kinase-activating death domain protein
Exons: 19
Coding region: 741-6989 (2082 amino acids)
Biological process (GO): regulation of Rab protein signal transduction; regulation of apoptotic process
Cellular component (GO): cytosol
Molecular function (GO): guanyl-nucleotide exchange factor activity
Source: RefSeq, a predicted model, not a curated record
AUUUCAGUCUUUCACAGGAUCCCGACCAGAGCAGUUUAGAAAGAGGAAAAGCUCCAAAGCUCACCGGAAAAGCUCUCUGCUAGCUUUUGCUGGAGGGUCUCUCCCCAACCCCCUUACAUAAUGGGUGCCAAGUGAAAAAGGACAGUUUUGUGGCUUGAAACGUUGGAAACUGGGACUUUUCGGGAGAUUUUAGUAGUUCAACUGAGUACUGAAUUAGUUUUUGGUGAAAUCUGGUUAUAAAAGUUAAGUUUUUAGAAGAAAAUUUGCACUUUCUUGGAGCAGGGCGUCACACCAUGACAAAGUAGUGGCAGUUUUAUUUCACCACACAGUAACUAUGCAAUAAACCGGACGUUCAACGAGCAUAAACUACCACCCACCAGCGAACCAACAGGGAAAACAAUUAAGGCUAACAAAGAACCCAUCUCCUGAAGUAAAAAGGAGAGCGAAAUAACGAAAACUGCUUACACCCCCGCCUAGAACACACACACUCACAGUCACACCCACAUCAAAUCCAAGGAGAUAAAUCAAUCAGCAGUUUCGUAAGAAAACCCCAAACUAGAAAGAGACAGCAAAGGAUGUCGAGUCGACGUGCUGCCGGCGGUACAGAUCGACCUAGUUACCGCGACUGCUGAGUUCGAGGAACCAUCAAGGAGCUCAUCCCGGGACGACUGCUGUGGCGCCGCCCCCUUGAUUGGACCAAUUGACUUGACUCGAAACAACAACAACUCCCACUAAGCAGAAUGGCCGAACAGCAGCAGCGGGACUCGUUAUGUCCACGGUUGAUCGACUAUCUGGCCAUCGUGGGCGCCCGGGCUGCCGUGGUCAGCCGACCGCCGGCCAAUGUGGCAGCAGGGGGAGGGGCCGGCGGUGGCCCGUCGGGAGGGUUGCAACCGGCCGGGCCGAACUCGCCGCCGCCGGUGCAGAUCCCCGAACUGCUCCGCCGCUACCCCCCGACGGACCACGCCGACUUCCCGCUUCCGCUGGACAUGGUGUACUUCUGCCAGCCGGAGGGUUGCGUCAGCGUGGGACCGCGCCGCACCGGGUCGGCCGUCCGGGACGCAACCUCGUUCGUAUUCGCCCUCACCGACAAGGACUCGGGCAAGACGCGGUACGGCAUUUGCGUAAACUUUUACCGCCCCGUGGAGAAGUACGUGGCGGGGGUUGGAGGUGGAGGCGGGCAGAGCUCGGCGAACGCCCGGAAGGGACGCAACUCGACGUUCCGACGGGAGAGCUGGCGCAAGAGCAUGGAGAAGAGCUCGGAUUCGGCGUUUUCGAGUGACUACAGAAGUAACGUGGCCCCGAGUGAUUCGUCGGACCGGGACUGUCCAAGUCGGAGGGAUUCGGAUCCGCCGAAUUCGUCGUACUAUGGAGGUCCACAGCAGCAGGUUCGACUGGGCGUUACGGGUCCCUCGGCGGACUCGGAGUCCGGUGGAAGUCAUUCGCCGUCUCCGCGAGCAUCCCGCAAGCGGUCCAAGAUCCGGAGUCAUUCGCUGACGUCGCUGUGCAUUCUGUCGCAUCAUCCUUUUUUGUCGACGUUUCGGGAGUGUUUGUUCAUCCUGAAGAAGCUGAUCGAUGCGUGCAACGAUUCUUCCAGUCCGAAGCGGGUUGGUGCCUCGCGGCAGAGCAGUCGUGACAGCGUGUGGAACGUGCUGACCAGUCAGGUGACCGAAUCAACGCCCUCCCUCGUGCUGCACGAUGUCAAGGCGAUUGAGACGUGGAUUCUGAGGUUGCUGUCGUCACCGGUUCCGAUUCCGGGCUCUACCCGGGUCGAGGUUGAGGCCCUCUCGCCGUUGAUCCAUCAACCGCUGGUGUUUGCCCUGCCGGAUCAUACACGCUUCUCGUUGGUAGACUUCCCGUUGCAUCUUCCGCUGGAACUGCUGGGCGUCGAGACGUGCCUCAAGGUGCUGACGCUGAUCCUGCUGGAGUACAAGAUCAUCAUCCAGUCGCGGGACUACAACGCACUCUCCAUGUCCGUCAUGGCGCUGGUGUACUUGAUCUACCCGCUGGAGUACAUGUUCCCGGUGAUUCCGAUGCUGCCGACCUGCAUGGCAAGCGCCGAACAGUUACUCUUGGCGCCGACGCCAUACAUCAUUGGUCUACCGGCGACGUUUUUGAUGUAUAAGAAGAAUUUCAGACUUCCAGACGACAUUUGGCUCGUCGAUCUAGACUCCAACCGGCUAACGCCAACAUCGGGCGAACCCGAACAGAUUCCUCCGCUGCCGGAGCCCGAAGGGACCAUACUCAAGAACCACUUGAAGCAGGCAAUGCAGCUAAUCGAUCAGGCAGGAGUUGGUGCUCUGAGUUCCAUGACAUCAAGCAAUCAACAAACUCCGGGACCACUGCUCAGCAACGUGUCCCAACCGGGGUCGAACCGCGAGAGCUUCAGCGGACCAAACAUUACGCCUCAAAACUUUGCCCAGCCUUUACAAGUGCCCGGAUCAGGAAGCAAUAGCCAGCGGAGUUCGUUCUCGGGUGUGGCCGGCGGCGGCAGUACUAGGCAACCCUCGCCGGUGGGUCCUCCCCCGCCAAACCCGUUCCUGUACGGCUCGGACGUGGACUCGGUGGACGUGGCGACGCGGGUCGCCAUGGUGCGGUUCUUCAACUCGCAGAACACGCUGGCCAACUUUACCGAGCACACGCGCACGCUGCGGCUGUACCCGCGGCCGGUGGUGGCCUUCCAGAUCAACAGCUUUCUGCGGUCGCGACCGAGGGCGUCGGCGUUCCUCAACCGGUUCGCGCGAACCCAGGCCGUCGAGUGGUUGGCGGAGUGGUCGCUUACGCCGACCAAUGUGGCGUUUUUGCGGGUUCAGACGGGCGUGCUGGAUCCGUCCCAGGUCGGGGAUAAGCCGAAGUGGUACGCGCACACGCUGACCCCGAUCAAGUUCCCGGUUUGGGACGACAACAGCUCGUUGAAUGUCGCGCUCAAGGGGAUGAAGCAGCUGGAGACGCAACCGACGGAUGAGAGUGGGUCGGAUUCGGAGGGGGCGGAGAGCACGAGUUCGUCGUACUCUUCGCUGAGUGACUUUGUGUCCGAGAUGGCUUCCUCUGAUUUGUCACCGAGCCUGCACGAUGUGUACGGCAACCAACACCACGUGCACAUUGCACCGAAAACCAUGUCUUCCAAUCUCGAUCCAAAGCUGGUGUAUCGACCGCCGAGUUCGCUGCGCUAUCCCGACGGUAUGAAACCACCUAAAGCUGAGGCAGCGGAUGACGCUGAGCGGCCCGAUUCGCCGGCGUCGACCUCAUCCAGCCGCUCGGAUUUGAGCAGUCCCAGCUUCAACCGGGACUCCGAGUUUGAGUUCAACCCGAAGGCUCGUGCCGAGGCUCAGAUCGUCGUCAAACCUGCGAAGGAGCAGGGAAGCUUCGAAAACGAGUCCGACUCCAACUCAACGACCACUCCGAAGACCAUAAUGUCCAAGGAGAGCGCAGGCUCGUUGGAUGCGGACGGCGGUCGACGAACGCGCAUGGGGAAGAUUCCACCGCCGUUGUCACCCAACUUGGCUCGCCAGCAAAGCGGAAGCAAUAUCUUGGCAAGAACCUCCAGCUCGGGAUCAACCGGGUCCAGCGGACAUCCUCCGUCGCUGGGAUCGGCGGGAUCUCAACGGCAGAGCUCCCAAGGAUCACUGUUCGAGGUGCUAACCUCGCAAGCGAAGGAACUCGUCCGCGAGACCACUCGUCAAAGCAGCCAGGACGGACUGUUGGCGCAUGUCGAUAAGUUGAAAGAGCAAGCCAAGGAGCUGAAAGAGCAUGCCGAAGAAGAGAUAAAGAUACUUGCUCCGCUAGAACAGCUAACCCUGCAGGCGAAGAAAGCGGCGGAGGAAGCCUCCAAACAAGCGCUGGAGGCGUCCAAACAGGCUGCCGGAGUCAGCAAGAAUACCCUGGAUGAUCUUACGUACGUAGGCAAGUCAACCUUGGGUGACCUGACCAAGACCGCGAAAGAGGCGGCCGCCAAAAAGGGACUGCUACAGCAGGGCAGCCAGCAGAACCUGCAAAACCCACAAAUCCCCUCCCCGUCAGGGAGUGGCGGAAGCGGUGGAAGCGCCAUAGCGACCACCAACCAGUCCCUAUUCUCCUCAAUCACCAGCGACUUCAACGGAAUCGCUCAGUCUACGUCAAGCAUGUUCUCGGACUUGUUUGGCAACAAGCAGAGCAAGCCGUCAGGUCAGCAGACCCGCUCGGCCGCCGGCAAUCUGCAGCCCAGCCAGACCCAGUCGGCGCAGAACAAGCUCAAGGACAAGCUGUCCUUUGAUCCGUUCCACGGGCGCAAGGGUCUGGUGGAGCGCACGCCCCUGAUAAAGCACUCGGGCCCGAAGCAAACGCAGGAGGAGAUCCAGCGGUUGCAAAACGCCGAGCGCUCGUCAAGCAACUCCGAGAACCAGACGUUUUUGAAGGAUCUGGUGCAGCAGGUCCUCGCGGGCGAGGGCGUAGGUUGGCUCAAGCUGAAUCGGUUGAAGAAGCUGAUGGAGGAUGAGUCGUACCGGAUGCUGGUGCUCGGCAAGCUGAACAAAACGCUGGAGCGCAAGAUCGGACCGGACGACCACAUCGACGACGUGUGCAUCUCCAAGCCGGUGUACAAGGGCGCGCUCAAGUGCCUGCUCGCGAUCACCCACGGGCUGGAGCACACGGUCUCCAACUUUGGGCUCGGCGGCAUGGCGUCCGUGUUCCAGAUGAUGGAGAUUGCCCACACGCACUACUGGAGCAAGGAUCUGACGGACAACACGACGGAUCUGUCGGCGAGUCUGCUGUCCAGUCGGUCGGUCAGCCCGAUGGGCAGCCGGGAGAACCUGCGGUCUCCGCAGAGCCCGUCCGAACCGGCCGACUGGAGCUCGGUGGUUGGCUCGCGCAAGAACUCCUCGUCCGUGCUGCACGAGCCGGUGAUCUCGCGGCGGGCGUCGGAGCGCGAGGACGAGAACCAGUCCACGACGGAGAUGUUCAAGGACAUGCUCACCCAGAAGCGGAACAUGCUGCUGAGCAAGCUGACCUCGUUCGAAUCGGAGCCCGGCGUUCACGGCUCGUCCGGCACGCUGUCCGUGGCCAGUGAUGUGCUACCGCAGCAGCAUACCGGCGGCCCGUUGAUACCGUCGAUCUCCUGCCGGUCGACCGUCUCCGACACGGAGUACGAAAAACAUCCAAAGGGAUCUUCAACGCUGAAGGACGCCAAAAAGAUGGCCGGCGGUCUGUUCACCGGCAAGUCGUCGCUCAGCGCCGGCUUCCGGUACACCGGUGGCAGCUUGAUCCCCACGUCGAACUCCCCGUCACCGGACGCCCCUCGGGUGUACCUGUUUGAGGGUCUGCUGGGACGCGAGCGCUCCAACGUGUGGGACCAGAUGCAGUUCUGGGAGGAUGCCUUCCUCGAUGCCGUCAGCCAAGAACGGGACAUGAUCGGGAUGGACCAAGGGCCCGGGGAAAUGAUGGAACGGUACAAGUCGCUGUCGGACUCGGAGCGGAAGCGGCUCGAGCACGACGAAGAUCGGCUGCUGUCGACGAUGCUCUACAAUCUGACCGCGACCUUGGUUAUGCUGAACUGCAACAAGCUGGAGAUCAAGCGGAAGAUCCGGCGGCUGCUCGGCAAGAGCCACAUCGGCUUUAUCUACUCGCAGGAGGUCAACCUGCUGCUGGAUCAAGUGAACAAUCUGCACGGUAACGACAUCGACCUGAAGCCGCUCGGGUCGCGGCUUCUGCACCGGCAGAGCUUCACCGUGCACCAUGGCGUCGACGCCACCGGGCCGUUGCGCUUCAUGGAGGUCCGCGACGACGGGCUGGUGCUGCGCUCCGUCAACGGAACCAUCGUCGAGCGGUGGUGGUUCGAGCGGUUGGUCAACAUGACCUACUCGCCCAAGACGCGCGUCCUCUGUCUGUGGCGACGCAACGGAGGUCAAACGCAGCUGCAUAAAUACUACACCCGGAAGUGUAAGGAGCUGUACACGGCAAUCAAGGAGGCCAUGGAGCGCGGCGGUUGUACCGGGCAGGGACCGGAGCUGGGGGGUGAGUUUCCGGUGCAAGAUCUGAACACUGGCGAGGGAGGGCUGAUGCAGAUCUGUCUGGAAGGAGUUGGACUACUGUUUGCCAACAGCAAGUUCUUCAUACGACUGGAGCACAUUCGGAAGUGUUUCACCCAGAAGGGAGGCGUCUUCAUACUGGAGGAGUACAACCCCAAAACUCGCCAGCUAAUCCAGCGGAAGUUCAUGUCAAAUCUGGCCGAUGACAUUUGCUACUCGGUGCUGUGCGUCUUCUCGUACGUGGCCGCCGGGCAAGAGUGGCACAAGAAGUACCCCGCAAUCUCGAUAGCCGGCCCGACUGGUCAGGGGGCGCAACAGGUUGCCAUCACCACCACUACGGCCACCAUCACUCAGCAGCAACCUCAUGCAAUCCAGCAGCAGCACCCUCCGGCGGCCAAACUGGCUACGCAACCGGUCCAGCCGCCCCCGACGACGACGACAACCACGACGAUGACAUCAAACGCCCAGAAAGUGCAACAAACGCACCUUCCCCAACAGCCGACCCCCAAAUUGCAGACCGUCAUCGGCAAACCGGUCCCCCAGCAGCCCCCGACCAUCGCUGGCAACCCUGCCGCUGCUCAAACGUCAAAACAGCCUCCUUCCCUGCCGGCGCGACCUCUCUCGUCCGGAUCCUCAAUCACUUCGUCCACGCCGAGCAGCAACUCGUCUUCCUCGUCCUCCUCCUCCUCCUCCUCGUCGGAACCGCCCAAAAUAAAGGCACCAGUGUUGCCAUCCGCCACCCCGGGACGCCUCCCGCAGCAGCAGUCGCUGCCCAACCGGGGUCCCCCGCCGGCCAUUCCACCCCGCGUCGGUCUCGGCCAGCGGUCCGGCUCGGUGCAGAUUCCUUCCAGCUCGAUGAGCCGACAGCUCAAACGUCAACAAUCGGCGGCGUCCCCGCCCAACCAAUCGUCACCCCCCUCGGCAGCGGCCACCUACCUGCAGCAGCGGCAAAACUCCAAGGGGUCCAUCAACAUGUUCCGGAAGCCCUAAGGAGCGUUCGCAAGCUGCGCUUGUUUUGGAAUUGUUUGGAAACGUCAAACGUCGCCAUCUUGAAGAAAAUGGCCGACACGCGUGGCAGUGAUGCCAACUACAACGAAAUUUGGCGAACAUUUUGGAAAUUUGGAAAUCAAUCGAAAUCUGUGUAUCAAUGUGAACGUUAGCUUUCGGCUGUAAAUAACACACACUUUAGCAUAUCCAUCUUCUGUAUCAAAUAUCGCUGGACGGUGUUACCAGAAAUAAAUAAAAACGCAAAGAAUCUGUUUCAACCAAACUACAAAACUGUAGAUAGAAAAACUAAGCAAAUCAAGCACAUGUAAAGUACUGAUGACACACACUCACAAACACACCUACCAAUAGUAUUUGGAUAGUACGAAGAUCAAGCUGUUACUAAAUAAAUCAAUAUUGAUGUUAUGCCGUUUUGCACAUUUAUUUCCAAUUUCCCCACAAUCCAAACCUCAGACCAAAGAACGUAACGUACUUUUGUGUUCGCUGUUGCCGACCGGUAUCCGUGUGUACCUAUUAUAAGUAGCAAACUAGACCAGUUUAAAACAAAAAGUAAGGUUUAGUAGACUCCAGGAAAGAUGCUUUAAUGAUAGAAACUAUAUUUUCUAAACACACACCCACACGCACGGCGAUGCUGUUUUUGUAGAGUCUUCAGUGUUGAAUCACUUUAAGUUUAUUAGACUGUGAAAAGAACGAAGGCUAGGCUUUUUUGGAAAGGGU